Solanum stenotomum is the source of this 1204-nucleotide messenger RNA. RefSeq names its product NAC domain-containing protein 92-like. Gene Ontology annotation, molecular function: DNA binding. The record is from RefSeq and is a predicted model, not a curated record. Gene Ontology annotation, biological process: regulation of DNA-templated transcription. Lineage: Eukaryota; Viridiplantae; Streptophyta; Magnoliopsida; Solanales; Solanaceae. The transcript is spliced from 3 exons. The coding region runs from base 230 to 1201 and encodes 323 amino acids.
CUCCUUAGCUACACUUUAAUCUGAAUACCAAUAAUCUUUCUACUAUAAACUUUCUUCUUUUCUUCCCUUAGCCCCACUCUCCUUUUGUGCAUAUUUUUUUCACUUCUUCAUAUAAUAAUUGUCCUCUUCAAUUGUUUUCAAUCAUCAAAUUAAUUGUAAGAAUCCAAAAAGGUUCUUCUUCUUUUAUUUGUUUAUUUAUUAGAAUUUGUUGAAAAUUAAACAAGAAAGUAUGGAAAGUGUGUGUGGAUUUGGUGGUCAAGAAGAAGAAAUGGAAUUGCCUCCAGGUUUUCGAUUUCAUCCGACUGAUGAAGAGCUUAUUACACACUAUUUAGCCCCAAAGGUUCUUGAUAGUAGCUUUUGUGCUAUAGCUAUUGGUGAGGUGGAUUUGAACAAAGUUGAACCAUGGGAUUUGCCAUGGAAGGCAAAAAUGGGUGAAAAAGAAUGGUACUUCUUUUGUAUGAGGGACAAGAAAUAUCCAACAGGACAGAGGACAAACAGAGCCACAGAAGCAGGGUAUUGGAAGGCAACAGGGAAAGAUAAGGAAAUAUUCAAGUCAAAAACAUUUGUUGGUAUGAAGAAAACUCUUGUUUUCUACAAAGGAAGAGCACCUAGAGGUGAAAAAACUAAUUGGGUCAUGCAUGAAUAUAGAUUAGAUGGAAAAUAUUCUAUUCAUAAUCUCCCAAAAACUGCCAAGAACGAAUGUGUGAUUUGUAGAAUAUUCAAGAAGAAUUCAGGAGGGAAAAAGAUAGCAAUCUCAAAUCUCACGAGAAGCGAUAGUUUAACAGAUAAUUCGAGGUCUUCAAAUUUGCCACCAUUAAUGGACAUGUCACCAUACAACAACAAUACUCAGAUUACAACAACAGCCAGAAGUAGCGGUGAGACAUGUAAUUCACAUGUGACGUGUUUCUCCGAUUCAGUGGAGGAUCAAAAACCUCAAACUUAUGAUCAUUAUCAUGCUCCUCUAUCGAGUUCCCCUGUUUCAGUCGAUUUCCCUUCAAAUGUACCAAACCAAUCGAUGGCGUACAUGGAAAAUUUCCAGUAUGGAGAUUCUGGAUUGAUCCAAGAUAACUCGAUAAUGAGGCUUUUGAUAGAUAACAAUUAUGGGUCAGAAUCAAAACAAAGUUUGAGGGGUUACGAAGAUCAUGACUUCAAUAUCACUUCAACUGGCCCAGUGGACAUCGAUUGUCUAUGGAAUUAUUGAUAU